AUGUCCCGGAGACCGAGCGGCUCGUUUGGCCGCAGCGGAAGCGCCUCCAGCCACCUCAGCAGCGCAGGCGGGGGCGGCGGCGACGCCGGAAGCUCGACUGCGGCGGCACCGGCGGUGUACUGCGUGAACCCCGUUCUCUUUGAGAACUGCGGUGCGCUGCUGAAUGCGCCGAGCGGGCUGACGACGACAGCUGUGCUCAAGGUACUGCAAAGCACCGGCAACAAGACGUCCAUUUCGCUCGCCAAGUGGAAGGAGACAGCUAUGAUGGUGCUCGGGCUGCGCGAGUCAACUGCGUACGCCAUAUUCGACGUUUUUUUCGCCUUAAGCGGGGGCUGCAUCCAAAACACGCCCGCCUAUUCGGGUGGGGAGCGGUCCAGCGUGGCGCAGCUGCGUCAGGAGAGCAAUCGUGCUCUGCUGCAGAAGAUGGGCGGCACUGUUGAUCAAAACCGCUGGCCAGCCGCCUCCACCGCGCGACAGGUGAGUCUGCCAGGGCUUCUUGUCUUUCUACUUUGUCAGCUGUUCGUGGAGCGCAGGCGGGCUGGCGCGCCCAACAAGCUCACCUCAGAGGCGGUGGCCGAGUACGUUCGGCAGCAUCUGCACGAUUUCAUCAGCGCCGUCGCCGCUACGCGUUCGUCUCGUCUGACCCUGGCUGACGCAGCAGAGCUUGGCUAUUUACUUCGUGAGGUUGUCAACGGUGUUGAGCAGCCGUUCGGGCUCAGUAUCGGCUUUCUUUGGCAAUUUAACGAAAAGACGAUUGACGUCGCGGUUCUCUCCCAGUACCUGCGAGUGCGCAUCCGGGCCAACAGCGAAAUAGCAAAGGUCGGCAGCGUCGCCACGACAGCAGCAAACGCUUUCGGCUUCAACAACGUCACUGUCCAGAACCUAGACAGUACAGUCCACAUCACGCCGUACGCCCUUCUGCCCGAUAUAGCGUUCCGUCUGCUGUCAUCUAACUUGACCAUCUCGAACUGCUCACAGACGCACAUCUACGCUCCCUCGGUGCUCCCCCACACCCAACUUAGCUCCCUCACGAACUGCACCGUCUUACUGGGUCCGGUGAGCGGUGUACUGAGUGUGCAGAACUGCCAUCACUGCUGCAUCUCCGCCCUUUGUGGAGCGAUUGUGGUGAGCAACUGCACGAACGUCACUCUGUACGUAUGUGUGAACACACCGCCAGUGCUCCUGUCGAACGAGAGCUUGAACGGCGGCGUGGGGAUGACAGGGGCGAGCAGCAGCAAGACGAACGGUGCAGCAUCUUUUCCUCCCAGGAGCGGGGUGCGCUUUGCUCCGUACAACUCAUUCUACCCCGCCAUUGAGCAGCACAUCAGCAGCUCCGGCAUUAGCCCGCUGCUGAACGUAUGGAACGUGGGACUGCCUGAUCACGAAUCGAUUCUGCCACCCUCGGAGUUCCAGAGCAUGCCCUUUCCCCUGACGCACUCUGCCAACCUUAGCAAUGUUACCCGCACAAACCCAUGCCCACUGCCGAUGCCGUACCGUGAUGCAGUGAACCGCCGUCUGCAGCGGCUACGUGAUGUGAACGAGGCUAUCGCUGAUGCCACCGGGCAGCUGAGGGGGGCCGGGCGCAACGACCUUGUGGAUGAGCUGCACCAACGCGUCACAUCCAUGUUCCGCGACUGGCUGAAGGAGACGGGGCAGGAGCACAUCUUGGCAGACUUGACACACACCGUGGCGCCAAGCAAAACAGUGGGCUGA
Molecule: messenger RNA, 1713 nt
Organism: Leishmania braziliensis MHOM/BR/75/M2904
Lineage: Eukaryota; Euglenozoa; Kinetoplastea; Trypanosomatida; Trypanosomatidae
Exons: 1
Coding region: 1-1713 (570 amino acids)
Source: RefSeq, a predicted model, not a curated record